AUGAGUUCAGCUGAAUGUUAUGGCGGUCCACCGGCUUAUUAUCCAGAUUGGAAUCCGACAACAGCAUAUGUCUAUUCAAGGUAAGCUUCUAUGAAAUUAGUUACAGCUCAUCCUCAAAUCCAAUUGGAUUUUUUUAGAGAAGUCUUGGAAAAAAGUUCCAACCCAGGUAUAUAAACUUUAGGAGGCUUCAGAAGGCAUCAGAAAAAGUUUGAUGUCUCAUCAUGGGUUCGAAAAAAUGUUUUUCUCUAGUUCCAGAUUUUCUUUCAUGAUACGCCCUUCUCAUUGUUCAUUUCCUUUUCCUACCUUCAACAAAAAAUCUGAAAAUCAAAAAUCAUAACCCAAUUUUUAUAAUUGUUUUUUUCCAGAGAUAUAAUGCAUCAUCCUCAAUCAUAUUCUCCAUUAGCACCUCCACAUUCUUCUUCAUCUUCUUCCACAGUCGAUAUUUGGUCAUCUCCUCCACCUCCAACUUCAACAUCAAAUCAACCAACUCAACAUCAACAUAUUUAUAGUAUUUCACCGCCAAGCAGUGUUGCACCACAAUCAAAUGGUGCACCAGCUCCAUCCACAUAUAAAUGGAUGCAUACAAAAAGAACACAAAGACCUGCAGGUAAACCACUUUUUGAGAUAAAGUUUAUAGGUUAUUGAUUUACGGGGUUGAAUUCAGAAAAAAAAAAUUUCGAACUUUUUAAAAAUACGCUUCACAGCUAAAUUAUAAAAGUAGGUAUGGUUAGCUCAAUCAAAAAUAUUUCAUAAUAUCAGGUUUUUUAAAUGAUUACUGUAGUUUAGUUCGAAAAUCAUAUGAAAGGUUAAAAUUAUCGAUUCGAUGGUAUCGCAAAACUCUCAGCUAAUUUUUUUGUUCUGGAUUUUGGAUCUAACAAUUUAAGAUGAGCAAUGUUUUUUAGAACUGAAAUAUCUUUUUUUCAAAAUUUCGUUUCAAAAUUGUUUUUACCCUUCCAAUUUAGAAGAAAAUCAAUAUGACCUAGAAAACUGAACGGGUCUUACUACUGUAGUUUUCAAAAUAUCAUAUGAAAUUUUGUUUUCAGAAAUAAAAUCUUGACUUCUAGAACAUUUAGAACUUUUUAAAUGUUCUAAGAGCAUCGUUGUUAAGCUUGAACUAGAAAUCAACAAAACAAAAUUAUCGAAAACAGUCGCAAAACCCAAAAAGCAUUCUGAAACCUGCGCCCAAACAGCGGGAAAUAUUUUCAGAACUUUUCCAGUUCUGUUUUCUUUUUCCAAAAAAAUUCUUUAUUUUCUAUAUUUUUGUUGGUUGAAAAGAUAAAUCUCGAGAUGUGUGUGUGUCUUUCAAAGUGACAUUGAAUGAUCGAUUGAUUACUACGGAACAAUCCCAAUAUUUCUGAUUCUUUAUUUCAAAUUUUAUAUAAAGGGAAACUAAUUCAAACAAAAAUUGAAAUAAAGUAAAAUGUGAUUGAUAACUCACAUUAUGUUCUUUUUGUUCAUUUCCAUUUUCAUGUUUCACACCACAUGUCAACUUAUUAGUAUUCUUCUUCCUUUUGAGGAAAACAUGAUUGAUUUACAUGAGAAAACGGUUAUUUUUUUUGCAGUUCCAAAAAAGAAAGUAAUCGAUGAAAAUGGAACUAAUCGAACAAACUUCACAACACAUCAAUUGACAGAAUUGGAAAAAGAAUUUCAUACAGCAAAAUAUGUGAAUCGGACAAGAAGAACUGAAAUUGCUAACAAUCUCAAAUUGCAAGAAGCACAGGUAAGAAUUAGGAACUCAUAUAUAUAUUUUUUGAAACAGAUUUUUUUAAAUUAGAUAUCACUGUUUCAAAAAAUCAAUAAACCUCUCGAAUAACAAUUUUAAAUUUUUUCAGGUAAAAAUCUGGUUUCAAAACCGCCGAAUGAAGGAAAAGAAGCGAGAAAAAGAAAAAGCAUUUUUGGCUCGAAAUUCAUGGGAUUCCAAUUCACCAACAUCUUCCUCUUCCUGCGAGAAAUGA
Molecule: messenger RNA, 1955 nt
Organism: Caenorhabditis angaria
Lineage: Eukaryota; Metazoa; Nematoda; Chromadorea; Rhabditida; Rhabditidae
Source: the annotation of a GenBank genome assembly